GCUUCGCACUGGAAAAAUGGCCACUGAGCUGGGCGGCGGGGGAGAGCCAGGUCAGAGGCUAAAUGUGGCACUUGGACAGUAUGAAAGAGACGAGAUUAUGAGAGCUACUGGUGAGCAGAAAAAUGCUCCUGGUGGUGAUGGCAUAUCAGGAUCCAGGAUGAUGGACCAAAGCUUGCCAACUCUAAUCACAGAGUAUGAUAAACACUUGGAAGAAAUGAGAGAACAGCUGCAGCUUUAUCAGGCACAAAUGAGUGGGAUGAAACUAAAAUUUGAACAAGUCACCAAGGAAAAUGAAAGGCUGCAUGCGGAGUUGAAAGAGGCUCUUGAGAAGCAACUGGAGGCUCUUCCUUUCAUGCCUCUGGGAACCGAUAUUCCUGCAGAUGAAGGAAUAGUGAGAAACCUUCAAGAACAACUACAACUGUUGAAUCAAGAAAAAGAACAAGCAAUAGAGCUCUGGCAGACUGUGUUACAGGAGCAUGAUCGACUCCAGCAGCAGUACCAGGAACGCAUGACUGAAACGCAGAUUCAUGUGGCUGAAAGACAAAAGCAGAAAGAUCAACUGACUGGCUUUCAGCAGUUGACUCGGCAACUGCAUAUAGCCAAUGAGAAAAUAGAGUUGAGCAAUCAACAGUUUCUGAAAACUGUAACAGAACAGAAUGUGGAACUAGAGCAGCUACGAAAACAACUGAGGCAAGCCAAAACAGAUGGGCGGACAGCAAAUGCUAAGCUUGAUGAAAUGACCAGAUUGACAGAGAAGCUUCAAGGCCAAUUGGAGAGAAAGGAAGAAGACGUGAUAUCUGCCCAGCAAAGAGAAACAGCAUCUGACAAACGCUUGCAGCAAAUGCAGUCUAGUAUAAAACAAUUAGAAACAAGAUUACGUGUUACUGUCCAAGACGCUGAACAGCUGAGAACAGAAAGAACAGCCCUGGAGAAACAAAUCGGAGAGCUUCAGACAAAGUAUGCUAAUCUAGAAAGGGAGAAGUAUGAUGCUGUUGCAAAAGUCCAAGAUUGCAUACAACUCUUAGAAGAAGCUAACCUACAAAAAAGUCAGGCACUCUUUGGGGAGAAGCAAAAGGAAGAGGAAAUAAAAAAAAUGAAAGAUGAAAUGACUCAACUUGCAGAAGAUACUGCUGCAAGAAUUAGAAAGGCAGUAGACUCUGCGAAGAAGCAAUAUAAUGUGCAGAUUUCUCGACUAACAGAAGAACUUUCAGCUCUUCAGAUGGAAUGUGGAGAGAAACAGGGUCAAAUUGAACGAGCCAUUAGAGAAAAGAGAGCAGUGGAAGAAGAACUUGAAAAGAUUUACAGGGAAGACAGAGGACAUGAAUCUGACAAUAGAAAACUAGAGCAACUGCAUCAGAAAUACUUACUUGCGGAAACUACAAAAGGUGACCUUCAGCUAAGUCUACAGACAACACAAAAUAAACUGAAACAACUGGAAAUGAACUCUGAGGAAGAGAAAUCUCGUUGCCAGGAAGUUAUCUGUAAAUUGCAAAGCAUUCUGGAUUCAGAAAGAGAAAAGAGUGCCUUUGUCAGUGAUCAAAGGCUAAAACUUCAGCAAGAGAAUGAACAAUUGCAAAAAGAAAUGGAGGGCUUGAGAAAACUGGCCAUAGAGGCUCAACAAAAAGCUAAAAUAAAGAUAAGCACAAUGGAGCAUGAGCACGCUGUGAAAGAACAUGGAUAUGAAGCUCGACUUAAGGAAAUGGAAGACACCAGUCAAAAGUCCACUGCUGAACUUAGACGGCUGUUAGUAGCUCAGCAAAAAGCAACAAAUCGGUGGAAAGAAGAAACAAAAAAUCUUACUGAAACUACAGAAGCCAGGAUCAGUAAGCUAAAGAGCGAGCUGAGUCAGCAAAAACUUCGUAGCCAGGAGCUCAUUUCUCAGCUGGAAAUGGCAAAUGAAAAGGUAACUGAGGAUGAAAAAUUAAUGAUGGAAUAUCGAGAAUACAUCAAUAGGCUUCAAAGGCGACUGAGCCAGGCAGAACAGAGGGCAGCUACAGCAACUCAAAAGCUCAGCCUGAUAACUACACAAAAGAAAAAAGCUGCUUCCCUGAAGGAUCUGGAAAAUAUUUAAACAUAUGUACUGUUCAUUCACACCAUGUUG
Molecule: messenger RNA, 2101 nt
Organism: Gavia stellata (red-throated loon)
Lineage: Eukaryota; Metazoa; Chordata; Aves; Gaviiformes; Gaviidae
Gene: SCLT1
Product: sodium channel and clathrin linker 1
Exons: 21
Coding region: 17-2071 (684 amino acids)
Biological process (GO): clustering of voltage-gated sodium channels; cilium assembly
Cellular component (GO): centriole
Source: RefSeq, a predicted model, not a curated record